AUGGAGGUGCCUCGCCUGGACCAUCCCCGGAGCAGCCCGGCCAGCCCCUGCGAGGAUGUCCUCAAGAACCUCAGCCUGGAGGCAAUUCAGCUCUGCGACCGGGACGGGAACAAGUCACAAGACAGCGGGAUUGCCGAGAUGGAAGAGCUGCCAGUUCCUCACAACAUCAAGAUUAGCAACAUCACUUGUGAUUCUUUCAAGAUUUCGUGGGACAUGGACUCCAAGUCGAAGGAACGCAUCACUCACUAUUUCAUUGAUCUAAAUAAGAAAGAGAACAAGAAUUCCAACAAAUUUAAGCACAAGGAUGUGCCUACAAAACUGGUGGCAAAAGCUGUCCCCUUGCCCAUGACUGUCCGUGGCCACUGGUUCCUGAGCCCACGGACCGAAUACACUGUUGCUGUGCAGACGGCCUCCAAGCAGGUGGACGGAGACUACACGGUUUCAGAAUGGAGUGAGAUUAUUGAAUUCUGUACAGCAGAUUAUUCCAAGGUUCACUUAACACAACUUUUGGAAAAGGCAGAAGUGAUUGCAGGGCGUAUGCUUAAAUUUUCGGUCUUUUACCGGAAUCAACACAAAGAAUACUUUGACUACAUCAGAGAGCAGCAUGGAAGCAUCCUGCAGCCCUCAGUUAAGGAUAACAGCGGCAGCCAUGGCUCUCCCAUCAGCGGGAAGCUGGAGGGGAUCUUUUUUAGCUGCCACACAGAAUUCAACACCGGAAAGCCCCCCCAGGAUUCGCCUUAUGGAAGAUACAGGUUUGAGAUUGCAGCUGAGAAACUUUUCAACCCGAACACUAAUUUGUACUUCGGGGACUUCUACUGCAUGUACACGGCCUACCACUAUGUCAUUCUUGUCCUGGCCCCCGUCGGCUCGCUGGGGGACGAAUUCUGCAAGCAGCGCCUGCCUCAGCUGAACUUGCAGGAUAACAAAUUCCUGACCUGCACUGAAGAAGAUGGGGCCAUGGUUUACCACCAUGCACAGGAUGUCAUCUUGGAAGUGAUUUACACUGACCCAGUCAAUCUCUCCCUCGGCACAGUGGCAGAAAUCACCGGGCACCAACUCAUGAGUUCGUCCACUGCCGAUGCCAAGAAAGAUCCGAGCUGCAAGACAUGUAACAUCAGUGUGGGACGCUAA
Molecule: messenger RNA, 1131 nt
Organism: Protobothrops mucrosquamatus (brown spotted pit viper)
Lineage: Eukaryota; Metazoa; Chordata; Lepidosauria; Squamata; Viperidae
Gene: PHYHIPL
Product: phytanoyl-CoA 2-hydroxylase interacting protein like
Exons: 5
Coding region: 1-1131 (376 amino acids)
Cellular component (GO): cytoplasm
Molecular function (GO): protein binding
Source: RefSeq, a predicted model, not a curated record